Ruditapes philippinarum (Manila clam) is the source of this 2693-nucleotide messenger RNA. RefSeq names its product ciliated left-right organizer metallopeptidase-like. Gene Ontology annotation, biological process: proteolysis; cell adhesion. Lineage: Eukaryota; Metazoa; Mollusca; Bivalvia; Venerida; Veneridae. The transcript has a single exon. Gene Ontology annotation, molecular function: metalloendopeptidase activity. The record is from RefSeq and is a predicted model, not a curated record. Gene Ontology annotation, cellular component: membrane; cytoplasm.
UUAUAGAUUAUUUAACAUUUAUUAGAAUUAUUAUUUUUGCUCUUACACGAUAUGGGUCCGCUUUUCAUUUAAAGGUUACAGACAUGUUUAUGUUUACAAGUCUACACUAGAGUUGUUUCCCUUGAUUUAAUUGCCAGCUUCAGUAGCUAGAAAUUCGCGGAACAUGUUAAAUAAAAGGUUAUCAGUUGAACUUAAUAUUCGUGUCCGCAAAUUUGUAUCUCGUGAUGGAUUUUUAUCAGAAAUAUUGUUGUUGAACUGUUUAAUUAAAAACAUGUUGUGAACUAAACUAUAAAAAAAUGGAUUUUUAUCAUUUUUCUAUUUUAUUGCUGUUUUCCACAAGUUUUGUAACUGAUUUUGGAUGUUUGCCAGUUGUUGCUUAUAACAGUAAUAUUUACCGACCAUUAAGAAUUUAUCCUCAUUAUGGAAACAGUUUAAACAAUGGAUUUAGUGAUGAAGAAGUGAAAAUUUUGAAAGAUACAGUAAACAAUGUUAUUUUAUAUGUUAAAAAGAUUUUAUCAGUUGUACCUAUUGAAGGAUAUUUACUUCUUGAAAGAAAUGCCUGCAAGAGUUCAUGGACUCGAGGAAGAAAUGUGGGUAAAUGUGCCACAAUUAGGAAGGAUUAUGUUGGAGAAUUUUGUCUGGAUUAUUUCAUGAUUCCAAAUGAGCAUUUAGAGGCUUUUUAUACAUGGACAAAUAGACCUUUACCUGACAGGACAUGGUACACAGAUGGGAUUGGUGUGAGAAAUGCAGAUUACAUCUUGUAUGUUCAGAUAGAAUCCACUAAAUCUUGUCUACUGUCUUCUGAAAAUACUCUAAUUAGCUAUGCAUCAUAUUGCAAACUUGGGGUAAACGACAGACCAGUUGCUGGAUAUAUGAAUUUUUGUCCGAGUGAGUUUAGGAAAUACAAGAAUGAUCUAUAUAAACUCAGGCUUAUAACUUUGCAUGAAGUAUUCCAUGCAUUAGGCUUUUCUAAAGAUUUGAUUCUAAACUUUCGUGAUUAUAGACAACCUGAACUUGAUACUGAUGAAUUGCCACACUAUAGUUUCCCUCUUUUACGUGAGUAUAAUGGUACAUUCAGACUAUUGACACCAACAGUUGUGAGUAAAUUGAAACAUCAUUUUGAUUGUGAUAUGGUUGGUAGAAAUUUACCAGAAGGCGCCCCAAUGACUGCAAUAGGAUAAGUACCUCAGUCACAUUGGGAUAGCACCAUAUUACCCGGUUCUAUAAUGACAUCAAAACUUGGGGAACCAGAAUACACAUUUGUAGACGCGUUAACAUUGUCUGUUUUUCAGGACACUGGAUGGUAUAUGGUUAACUUUUCAAACGCUGAUGACUAUCUAUGGGGAAAAGGCAAAGGAUGUAAUUUCCUGCAAGCGUUAAAUUCUAGGAAAAUUCCCGACUACGAAGAAAAAUUAUGUUCCACUAACUAUAAUUCGGGUUGUAAUUAUUUACAAACAGAAGUUAUCAAUUGUAGCAAUACGGAAUUAUAUUCUACCUCUUACACUGAACAGAAUUCAAUUCAGGAUUGUAGGCUUAAUUCACAGUCAGGUUAUUUCUUUUAUGAGCAUGAUUCUAGCUUAAGUUUUGGGAGGUGCAUUCUUUUUGAGAACAAUUUUGUCACAAAUGGAAUGUGUGUAAGUGCCAGGUGUUCCGUCGGUCAUGUAUAUAUCAAGCUUCGGAGCACAGACACUAACUGGAUUAAGUGUACCUCAGGUGAAAUCAUCGAAGAUGUUGUCAGUGGUGGUUUAAUAACUUGUCCAAUUGAUGAAGAAAUAUUCUGCCACCGUAGAACACUGCCUGUUUAUCUACAGGAUUUAGUUAUCGUUGAAGCCACAACUGUAACUGAAAGACCUAGGGCAGCAUAUGCAGUUACACAAGGCAAUAUGUAUAUUGUUGAGGAGAUAACUAAUGGUCGCUAUCGUAAUGAAGCCAGGUCCAUUUACGCUGGUUUCAGGAACAUUGCUAUGACUGUGCUGUUAAUUUUUGUUGGGAAAUGGAUAAUCAAAUUGUGAUACUUGUGUACAUGCAUGAGGUUGCAUUUAACUUCUAAGAAAUCUACUUUUUUAAGUGCUGAACUCUUUAUUUCUGGUUGUGAAAUGGUGAUGAGAUAUAUAGGAUUAUUUUAUUGAACUUGUGAUAAACACUUUUGAUGAUCUUUAUUUAAUGUACAAAUCAAAUGUAUAUACAAUGUAUAUAUAUCUUAAAGACAAGUCCAACAGAUAUAAUUUAUAAUACAAAGUAUUGAUAUAGGCCAGUAUAAAGUUUUUUUAUUUUGUUUGAUAGGACUGCAUGUUAGAAUCCUUUGUUAGUGUUGAAGUCAAAUAUUUUAUUUUCUAUAGAUUACCUAGCUAUAUUUUCAGUAUUAUGUACAUUUGUAAUUAGACUAUUAUAAUUAGUGAAGAAUUUAUUGUUCCAGUUAUCAAGGAAUGCUAUGUAUAUAAUUAUAAUAUUAAAUAUAUGUGCAGUUGCAUUUAUUUGUAAAAACCUACUUGUGAUCUAUACAUGUAUGUUAUAGCCAAUUUAAAAUACAAUUAUAAGUAACGACGUAAAAUAAAAAAGAUGACUUGAAAAAUGUUCUCUAAUAGUCUUGUCUUAACCAACUGAAUUUGUGAAAUGGAUUAUUCAAUAUUUUGAUUUGGAGCAGUCCAUUAAAAAUUUAAGGGAAUGAAAACGUAAAAUUCAAAAAUUGAGCU